AGUGGAGGAGUGGAGGAGACGCCAGAGACCCUCGUCUUCGAGGAUCUUAGCAGGCAGAAUUUCGGGAAUUUCGAUCGCCUCAAGGGCUACGACUUACCGCACAUUCGCCGGAUGCUUCGCAAAUUGGCCGAACUUCAUGCUGCCUCAGCAUUUUAUCGCGAAUUGAGUGGGCCGUAUGACGAAAAGUUCUACAAGACUGUGUUUCGGGAGGAAAGCAGAACGAUGCUUACCAAACUUAAGGAGAUGCGAGACCCUGGCUACUUCGAGGUAAUGCUUGAAUGGGGCAUCCCAGAUGUUGAAAAAUACAUCAAGAAAUUUCCAACAUGGACAAAAUCCUGGCACCCGGCCCCGAAUCUGAUGCAAUCCGCUACAAGACCUAUACAAAUCCGUACUACGUGA
Drosophila biarmipes is the source of this 399-nucleotide messenger RNA. RefSeq lists its product as uncharacterized. The annotation marks the transcript as partial. NCBI's taxonomy places the organism in Eukaryota, Metazoa, Arthropoda, Insecta, Diptera, Drosophilidae. The record is from RefSeq and is a predicted model, not a curated record. The transcript has a single exon.